CUGGGAAUUUGUCAAGGGAAAGCCUGCGAUUCCCGAAUAGGCUGAACAGUUUGAAGUUGGAACGGUUUGGAUCGGGUGAAAAAUGCGGAAUGUAGAGCGCGCCAAAAUCUGGAGAAUAAGAAAAAGAAGAAGUUGAAAAAUAAACAGAUUAAUUUUGGUGUAGAAAACCAUAUAUGUGAAUGUUUUGGAGCAUUCACACAAUAAUCAAAUCCAUAAUAUCAUGAAUCCAAUCCUUAUAGAUUUAUAUUUAAAUAUGUUUCUCUGUUACAAUUGGCCCUCCGAGACUAAAAUGUUUAAAAGCUGCAGCACCAAACUCGGCCACAAGAUGGUGCCAGAGUACAGCAAAUUAUAAUUCCCAUCUCCUCAUUAAAAGGAUGAAAGCAUCACAGCACCCUUCAAGUGUGGGUCACUCUGCAACUGGAGAGGGCGGAGGAGAGGUUGCCAUGGGUUACCGGGAGCAUCCUUUCUCGUUUUAGAAAAAAAAAAAACAAGGCGGUUGAGAUUAAUCCCCCAUUGUCAUCCUCACCGGGCGGAUCAAGCUCCAAUCCCGGAUUUUUCCAUGAGCCUCGCUGACAUCACUGCGUCUGGAGAUGGAGAUUUGUAGCUCCUCCCCUUCUACGCCUGCCUCCGAGUGGAUGGGGGCGGGAGGCGCGGCGCAAAUAGUGAGCGGUGCAACCGAGAGGCGCCAGUGUGCGGGAGAAAGCGGAGCCACGCACAGCAGCCCAGGUCCCAUCCUGUCAUUUGUUUUUUUCAUCCCCCCCAAAGACCCCGCACUGGACCAAGUGCUCGCUUUCCACCCCGCGUCGGAGAUGUGCAAGAAAAGGAGAGCCCAGCCGGGGUCCCGGCGUGAAACCGUCGGCCAGUCCGGUCGCCAAGAUCAAAGGGAAGCGAUUGUCUCUGGAGUCCCGAGGACGAAGACGGCGUGAGCGCUUCAGGAGCCGCGGAGAUGUCGGUGCCGCUGCUGAAGAUCGGCGUGGUGCUCAGCACCAUGGCCAUGAUCACCAACUGGAUGUCGCAGACCCUGCCCUCGCUGGUGGGGCUCAACACCACCAAGCUGACGGCGGCGCAGGGGGGCUACCUGGACCGCAGCACCGGAGUGCUGCCGGCAAACCCGGAGGAGUCGUGGCAGGUGUACAGUUCUGGCCAGGAUGGCGAGGGUAGGUGCGUGUGCACCGUGGUGGCGCCCCAGCAGUCCAUGUGCUCGAGGGACGCCCGCACCAAACAACUGAGGCAGCUGCUGGAGAAGGUCCAGAACAUGACCCAGUCCAUCCAGGUGCUAGACCAGCGAACCCAGAGAGAGCUCCAGUAUGUGGAGAAGAUGGAGGUCCAGCUCCGUGGCCUGCAGACCAAGUUCAGGCAGGUGGAGGAAAACCACAUGCAGAACACCGCCAAGCAAUACAAGGCCAUAAAGGCGAAAAUGGAGGAGAUUAGACCGUUGAUACCAGUGUUGGUGGAGUACAAGGCCGAUGCCAAAUUGGUAUUGCAGUUUAAGGAGGAGGUCCAGAAUCUGACGUCAGUUCUAAGCGAACUCCAGGAGGAGAUGGGCGCCUAUGACUACGAGGAGCUCCACAGCCGAGUGUCAAAUCUCGAGGAGAGGCUGCGAGCGUGCAUGCAAAAAUUAGCGUGCGGCAAACUGACGGGCAUCAGCGACCCCAUCACCAUCAAGACGUCGGGGUCCAGGUUCGGGUCCUGGAUGACCGAUCCUCUGGCGCCUGAAGGGGACACACGGGUCUGGUACAUGGACGGUUACCACAACAACCGUUUUGUGCGGGAGUACAAGUCCAUGCAGGACUUCAUGACGUCGGACAACUUCACGUCCCACCGGCUGCCCCACCCGUGGUCCGGAACCGGUCAAGUGGUCUACAACGGCUCCAUCUACUUCAACAAGUUCCAGAGCCACGUCAUCAUCAAGUUUGACUUCCGCACCUCCUCCAUCAGCAAGUCCCGGCAGCUGGACUACGCCGGCUUCAACAACGCGUACCACUACGCCUGGGGCGGCCACUCCGACAUCGACCUGAUGGUGGACGAGGGGGGCCUGUGGGCCGUCUACGCCACCAACCAGAACGCCGGCAACAUCGUGGUCAGCAAGUUGAACCCCAACACGCUGCAGAUCGUUAAGAGCUGGAGCACCAAUCACCCCAAGAGGAGUGCCGGGGAGUCCUUUAUGAUCUGCGGCACGCUCUACGUCACCAACGGGUACUCUGGCGGUACCAAGGUCUACUACGCCUACUCUACCAACUCCUCUACGUACGAGUACAUAGACAUCGCCUUUCAGAAUAAGUACUCGCACAUUUCCAUGUUGGACUACAACCCGCGAGACCGUGCCCUCUACGCCUGGAACAACGGGCACCAGGUGCUCUACAACGUCACGCUGUUCCACGUCAUCCGCUCCGAGGAACUGUAACCACCGACGUCGAUGGGAUCAAAAUAUCUUUGGAAGACUCCGUCAGCAAAAAUAUCCUACUAAUAAAAACCAAGAGACUGAAUGUGCACAUAGGGGACUUUUACGAAAAAGAUGUCGAAAAAGAUCUUGGUAUAGAACAGGGGUGUCAAACUCAUUUUAGAGCAGGGAAAAAUCAGUGGUAAAAUCACAGCACGAUAACUUAAAAAUAAAGACAACUUCUGAUUGUUUUCUUUGUUUAAAAAUAGAACGAGCACAUUCUGAAAAUUGUCGGAGGCAGAUAUUUACAUAUAUCCGAAUUUAAGUGUUACUUCUUUUUAUUCCAUAAUCAUAUUACAAAACAGCUAGUGUUUUUCUUCCAAAUGUGGUCUUUUGGUUGUCUGCAAAACUGUGUGCUUAACCUUGAGUGAGGAAUGUUAGAGAGAGAGAUAAUAAGCAUGUGUUUUGACUAGAGAGACAUGACUGCCAGGGGGGGAGGAAGAGAGACUUAAGA
Molecule: messenger RNA, 2894 nt
Organism: Nerophis lumbriciformis (worm pipefish)
Lineage: Eukaryota; Metazoa; Chordata; Actinopteri; Syngnathiformes; Syngnathidae
Gene: olfm1b
Product: olfactomedin 1b
Biological process (GO): signal transduction
Source: RefSeq, a predicted model, not a curated record